Messenger RNA from Rhododendron vialii, 2355 nucleotides. RefSeq names its product butanoate--CoA ligase AAE1-like. NCBI's taxonomy places the organism in Eukaryota, Viridiplantae, Streptophyta, Magnoliopsida, Ericales, Ericaceae. The record is from RefSeq and is a predicted model, not a curated record. The transcript is spliced from 3 exons. The coding region runs from base 55 to 1770 and encodes 571 amino acids.
CUAGCACGUAUUCUAGAUCCAGAGUCAUCAUUUCAAUUGCAACUUGCAAGGAAAAUGACAAAAAUGGAGGGUCUGGUGAAAUGCUCUGCAAAUUGUGUUCCCCUCUCUCCUAUAAGCUUCUUAGAGCGAGCAGCUUUUGUUUAUGGUGACAAGGCCUCCAUUAUAUAUGGAAACACAAGGUAUUCGUGGAGGGAGACUCAUGGGAGAUGUCUCCUGCUCGCAUCAGCUCUGUCUCAAAUGGGUCUUAACCGCGGAGACGUUGCAUGUGACAACGAAGUCGAAAUUCCCUGUUUUUGGUUGUGUGGAAAGGUUGCAGCUUUGGCCCCAAAUAUCCCUGCGCUUUACGAGUUGUUCUUCGGAGUUCCAAUGGCAGGGGCAGUCCUUUCUGCCCUUAACACAAGGCUUGAUGCACCCAUGUUAGCAUUGUUAUUACAACAAUUGGAGGCCAAAAUAAUUUGUGUUGACUCUCAAUAUGUCCAAAUUUUCCUCAAAGCUUUAGAGCUGAUCUCCGCCGCAAAAGCCAAAUCACCGUUUCUUGUUGUCAUCCGAGACAGCAAUCAAGGGGCAUUUUCAACCACACAAGAAGUUCCACCAUGUAGUCUGGAUUACGAUAGGCUUCUUGAAAUGGGAAAACAUGACUUUGAGAUCGUAAGCCCAAUAGACGAAUGUGAUCCAAUCACGGUUAAUUACACUUCUGGUUCAACUGGGACACCUAAAGGUGCAGUGUACAGCCACAGAGCCACCUAUCUCAAUUCGAUUGCUCAAAUUUUUCGGUUUGAAAUGAGCGCAAAGACGGUAUUUUUGUGGACCGUGGACAUGUUCCGUUGCAGCGGGUGGUGCUUCACUUGGGCAAUGGCGGCUUUGGGCGGGACAAAUAUAUGCCUUAGAAAUGUCACAGCUAAAGUCAUCUUUGACUCAAUAUUUAUCCACAAGGUGACACAUUUAUGUGGUGCACCCACCAUCUUGAACAUCAUUGCAGAAGCCUCGUUCGCCGGUCACCGGCCACUUGCCACAAAGGUGGAUUUAGUGAUUGCCGGAGUAUUGCCACCUCUUGAAAUUUUGAACAAUGUUCAUAAAUUGGGAUUCAAUGUUUAUCAUGCAUAUGGAAUGACAGAAGCCCUCGGCCUUGUGACCGUAAGAUCUUUGGAUUUUGAUCAAUAUGAUCGUGCCAGCAUAAAAGAUCGCAACGGGGUUCACAAUGUGGUAAUGGAAGGGGUUGAUGUAAAAGACCUGGCGACGAUGAGAAGCGUGCCGGCUGAUGGGAAAACCAUUGGUGAGGUGAUGUUGAGGAGCAAUACCAUGAUGUUGGGUUACCUUAAAAACGUACAAGGAACUCAAGCUGCAUUCAAAAACGGGUGGUACGGUACAAGAGACCUUGGAGUCCGUGACCCCGAUGGUCACAUACGAAUCAAAGACCGGGCAGCAAACGCUAUUUUCAAUUGUGGAGGCAAUGCUAUAAGCACACUUGAAAUUGAGGCUGUGUUGGCUAGUCAUCCGGCGGUUGAGGCGACAGCUGUUGUUGGAAGGCCAGAUAAGCGGUUAGGAGAGAGCCCCUGUGCUUUUGUCAAAUUGAAGGAGGGGCGUACGACAAGUAGCCAAGAUAUUAUUGAAUUUUGUGGGGUUAGAUUACCAAAUUAUAUGGUGCCUGAGAGUGUCAUUUUUGGGGAUUUGCCAGAAAAUUCCACUGGAAAAAUACUGAAAUUUGUACUCAAAGAGAAGGCCAAAGACUUGGGUAGUCUUUGUCACUCAAAUGGGCAUUUGGUUGUGUGAAAAAAGUUAGUGUUAUCCAUUGAUUGGAUGGUGAACGGGUUGACACAUACUCUACUGGGCAUAAUGUGAAUUAAGUUUACGCGUCCUGACAGGAGGCGCGAGGGGAGGGAUUUCUCCCUCUUGUGGGUAUUUUUUCUCUCCCAAUCCUAGAUCUGCGACCUUUCCUCUCUUUCCUCUAGCUAUCAUUCCCCGUCCUCCUCCUCCUCCUCAAACCCUCCAUCCGGCCUAUCCUCCACAACGUCCGCUUCGGGUUGGGCCAGAUCUGGGGAUGAGAUGAUGCAAGGGUGACUAGGUCUUCUAGUGAAUAAGUUGCUCGAUCCUAGGGGACAUUGACGGUGGACAAAGGUUUUAUUUCUCUGGUUUUCUUUUCAUUCUUCUUUUCUUUAGCGAUGGUUCUUUGUAAUCUCUCUUGUGAAGCAUUUCCUCCAUUUGCGAGUGUUUUUCGAUGGUGGACUGACAUGUUAUUUCCGUGUGUGUAAGCUUAAUUUUGUCAGACGUGUUGGUAAUGGUGUGAUUCACUGCUUGACUUGUAAAGGAUUUGGUGGAUAGAUGUUUAUUAUACUUGGAUGGCCAUCGAUUUUCCUA